GUGGUACAAGCUUCGCUCCAAACCAGGGAAAAAGGAGAAGGAGAGAGGGGAGAUCGAAGUGGAUAUCCAGUUCAUGAGGAGCAACAUGACAGCCAGCAUGUUUGAUCUGUCCAUGAAGGACAAGCCUCGCUCUCCCUUUGGCAAGCUCAAAGACAAGCUCAAGGGGAAGAGGAGCAGUGGCCUCUCCGACACGGCCUCGGCGAUCAUUCCCAGUACAUCUCACUCCCCUGCUGACAGCGAGGAUGAGGCAGUUGAGAAGGAAAAGAAGAAAUCCAAGCUCAAAACGCUGUUUUCCAAGCCUGGCCUGCAGAAGACCUCCCUCUCCCAGUCCAUGUCAGUCCUACCAACACAGCAGCCCGUCACCCAGAGGGUUCGGCUUCGGCCCAGUGACUUCCAGUCGCAAUGGGAUGACGAGGAGUCCGAGACCUCUCCAACCUCUGAAAAGUCCUUUGGAAAUGCCCUGGAAGAGAAGUCCUCUCCUUCUCCUGUAUUUAAGUCUCGCAAAACAGCAAUUCUGGACAGCAGGCAACUAACCCAGGUGACCACGACCCACCCCAAGAAGGAAGGGCUCUCUUUAUUCAGUGGCCUUAAAUCCAAAAGCGAUCCCGUCUCCAAGUCCAGUCUGUGUAUCAAUGGCAGUCACGUUUAUAUGGAAGAGAGCAGCAUGAAGGACAACACUCCAGCCUCUUCCCCCUCUCCUCACAACUUCAGGAGGAAGCAGCUCUUUGCUUCAGAAGAGAACCUGUCUUCCAGACCUACUAAAGGACCUGAAGAGAUGGGAAGAACAUCUCCCAGUCAUGCUUCCUCUGGGCCAACGUCCUUGGAGACCUUUAAGUCUAUGACUUUGCCAUCAUACAGACUGCUUAGCAGUGAAGAAUACCUGGAAACCAGUGUUCCCCCAAGUGUUGAGGUUAUUAAAGAGACCAAAAAAACAGAGCACAAAAAGUCUGCCUUGCUCUCUCUGGUCACUGGGAAGAAGGAAGUGGUGAAGACUGGGGAUGCUGAGAAUAUUCCUGACAGGACCCUGCAGGAUGAGGAAAACACAAUUCCAGAAGAGGAGAGUGAACAAGAGGCCAAAUGUCUUGAACCUCCAGCAGAUUCGGGCGGAGGGAAUCCUGCGGAAGACGGUCACCAUGCAGAAGACAUCUCUGCAAACAAGCAGCCUCUCAACCCUUUUGAGGAAGAACAGAAACCUGAGAAAGCUGCUGCCCCAUCCAAGACCAAAGCUGUGAAGCCCAG
This is a messenger RNA of Nestor notabilis (Kea), 1239 nucleotides long. RefSeq names its product RAB11 family interacting protein 1 (class I) (gene RAB11FIP1). Gene Ontology annotation, cellular component: intracellular membrane-bounded organelle. Lineage: Eukaryota; Metazoa; Chordata; Aves; Psittaciformes; Psittacidae. Gene Ontology annotation, molecular function: small GTPase binding. Gene Ontology annotation, biological process: regulated exocytosis. The transcript has 2 exons. The annotation marks the transcript as partial. The record is from RefSeq and is a predicted model, not a curated record.